Molecule: messenger RNA, 1697 nt
Organism: Hibiscus syriacus
Lineage: Eukaryota; Viridiplantae; Streptophyta; Magnoliopsida; Malvales; Malvaceae
Product: tRNA (adenine(58)-N(1))-methyltransferase non-catalytic subunit trm6-like
Exons: 13
Coding region: 207-1568 (453 amino acids)
Biological process (GO): tRNA methylation
Cellular component (GO): tRNA (m1A) methyltransferase complex; nucleus
Source: RefSeq, a predicted model, not a curated record
AACUUAAACCCUAGACGUUAAGGUUUUAUUUCUUUGGGGAAAGCUGAUUGUUGGAAUGCCAACUAUUUAUAUAGUUAGAUAAUGUUCUGCAAAACCUAAAUUUCUUUAGUGAACUGAAGUUGUUCUUCAGAUUCUUGUCUGUGAAUUUUAUUCUUUUGCACACACGGCAGAAUAAGAGCAAAUAUUUGUUUAAUAAGAGAAUUGACAUGUCCGAAAGUAAACCUGAAUCGGGCCCUGUUAUAAAUCCUAGAGUAACCUGGGAAGGUUGCAGCGUAUUGCUCGACAUCAAUGACGGAGAUCGCCUUGUUUUCGCUCGUCUCUCUGCGGGCUCGACCUUGAAAAUUGGGAAUAAAUCAUGCUCUUUGCAACCAUUGAUUGGUUGUACCUUUGGAUCUUUAUUUCAAGUUGAAAUCGGAAAAGAAAAACCUUAUCUUUCCCGCUUUGUUCCACCUACUGAUGAUAGUAAUGUUCAAGACGAAGGAGGUAGUCAAUUACAGGAAGAAUCCCGUGACAACCGAGCAAUAAUUGAUAAUAAUCAAGCUCAAACCCUCACCGGUGAAGAUAUAGAUGCAAUGCGGAGACAGGGGGCAACGGGGAAUGAAAUUGUUGAGGCUCUCAUUGCUAACAGUGCAACUUUUGAUAAGAAAACACAAUUCUCCCAGGAAAAAUAUAGGCUUAAGAAGCAAAAGAAAUAUGCACCCAGAGUACUUCUUAGACGACCCUUUUGUAGAAGUAUAUGUGAGGCAUACUUCAAGAAGUAUCCUGCUCGGAUUGGAUUUUUGCGAGUGGAUGCUUUAUCUCUGUUGCUUUCAAUGGCUAAUGCCACUGCAAACUCCGAUGUCCUUGUAGUGGAUAUGGUUGGUGGACUUGCUACUGGUGCUGUGGCUGAGCGUUUAGGAGGUUCGGGUAGUGUGUGCAGUACUUAUCUUGGAGGGACACCGUAUCCUACAGAGAUAAUAAGGAUGUUCAACUUCAGUGAUGAAAUUUGCAAGACAAUUUUGCGGUGUUCCUUCAAUGACCUGUGCUCAGUUCAAAAUGAAACCAGUGAGCGAGUCAGCCAACAUGAAGAUGACUAUACAAUGGAGGGUCAAUCUAAUGAAAAAACAUCCUUAUCAGUUGGCACGGAAGAUGUUUACCUUUCAUCCAAAAAUGGUGAUACGGAUCUUGUUCCUGAGAAUAAACUUUCUUCCUCAAGCAAAACUUGCAAAGCCCCAAAAGCUGGAGAAAAAGCACCAAAACAAGCCAUUCAGUCGUGGAAAGAGAAUGGUUUCUCUAGCCUAAUUAUUGCUGCACCGGAGCAGGAUGCGUGGGGGUUGGUUAAGGAUUUGCUGCCUCUUCUGACAUACUCAGCUCCUUUUGCAAUUUAUCACCAGUAUCUGCAGCCUCUUGCAACAUGCAUGCACAAUCUGCAACUUGAGAAAAUGGCAAUUGGAUUACAAAUUUCAGAACCUUGGUUACGGGAAUAUCAGGUGCUUCCAUCAAGAACCCAUCCCUGCAUGCAGAUGAGUGGAACUGGAGGCUACAUCCUAAGUGGUACUCGGAUGUAUACUGAUACAAGUCAAUCCUAGUUCGUACAUUUUUAAUAAAGGCAAAAGAUUGUGUAUUAGUAAUUCUGUUGCUUAUUUUCAAGAAAUCAGCUGUAGAAGAAGGGAUUUGUUUUUUUUCUUAUUAUUAGCUCAAAUAAAAUUUUCCUAGUA